UAUAGGCGUAAACGAGGCACAUAGCAAUAGCGUUGCUGUAUAAAGAGAAGAUACGCAUAAAAAUAAUAGACAAUAUGGAAAAAGAUAAGAAGGCCAAUAAUGGGAUGAUGUGCCUUGUCAGAAUUAUUUCGCAUUAGAUGCUAAAAAUCAAGUUCCGAAAUGAACAUUGGAGAAACAAAUCUGCAUGCAGUCGAAAUUCGUUACUGCAAGCAUUAAUGCGAUACCAUCAACUUCGUCUCCGGAGUCACGUUUUCAACCUACAAUCGAAACAUACGUCAGAAUCAAACCGUUAAAAAUGCUGAGUUCAAUCCAUAUCUUAAUGGAUUCAAUAGUUAAUCUCAUUGAAGAAAGUCAAAAAACAAAUAAGACAAAUCUACUUCCAAAAAUUUUGAAGCUAAAUUCAUCGCAAUCAGAUGUGUUCGACAACGUUGUACGUAAACGAAUCAUUAAUUUUGUCAAAGGUGAAAAUUCAACAGUCAUUGUCUAUGGAAUGCCCCAGUCAGGAAAAACAUAUACAUUCAUCGGAAAUCAAGAUAAUCCUGGAAUAGUCCCACACGCGAUAAAGUUAUUGUUCUCCAUGGUGAAGUGUGAUACUAAUCCGAGGUAUAAAGUAAACAUGAAAAACGAAAUUGAUCCUUUGGACUCAUUAGAUCACUACAGCCUACGUAGGAGACACGCAUAUAUUAAUUAUGAAAAUAUAGGAAUUGAUACGUGCGUAGAAGCGCAAUUGUACUUUGAUCACUUAGAUGCUUCUGUUCUCAUGUCAGAGGACAGGUUCUGGGAUUCUGAGAAGGAUCUGUUUUCGGUGUGGAUAUCGCUGGUGAAGGUGUGUCCUAGUGGGUAUAUUGAUACUUUUGAUACUGAUAAUAUCUACUACGAUAGAUAUUCCGGGAAUACAUUGAGAGUUACAACAUAUGAGUCCGCAGAAUUUCGAAAUGUCACAACGGCAUUAGACGCUUGCCAACUACUGAUUAGCGCCCUAAAUAGAAAUAAUUACAACCGCGUAGUUCAUGGAAUUAUCUUGACAAUCAAACUUCUCAAAUAUCCACCUAACUAUACACCUAAAUGCCAAGAAAGUGCCCCGGUGCACUGCAGUACUAUGACUUUCUACGAUUUUAAUUCUGAAUCCCAGUUUGUUACGCAAGAUGCUAUGUUAGCGAACGAGUACAAUUUCAGCGAAAUUUUUAAUGCGAAUAUGAAGUAUAUUAAAGCUUUUACUGAAUCGAAUAGCGGAAGCAUAUAUAAUAUCUUCUCGAGUUACACCAAGUUCCUCCGUCAAGAACUGUUAAGUCGACAGUCACUCAGUUUUAUCGCGACCAUUAACAUUGAUGCGCUAUCUAAUAUGCUCAUCUUGCACGAUUUGGCAAUUUUAAAAUCGUGGUAUCUUAAUUCUGAAGAGCGGCAAAGAAAUGACACAUUGGAAGCAGCACAGCCUGAAACAUCCAAGGAUGACGAAAAACGUACAGCAGAAUGUAUUCACGAUCUUGUUGAAUCGUGGAAAUCCAGAAAUCCAUAAAUUUGUCAGAAAGUAUUUUUAAAAUUAUUACCUACAAUAAGUAAACCUAUAUUAUCUCCUGUUUGUACUAUUACAUUUAACACUUGA
Messenger RNA from Megachile rotundata (alfalfa leafcutting bee), 1603 nucleotides. RefSeq lists its product as uncharacterized. The record is from RefSeq and is a predicted model, not a curated record. Gene Ontology annotation, biological process: microtubule-based movement. NCBI's taxonomy places the organism in Eukaryota, Metazoa, Arthropoda, Insecta, Hymenoptera, Megachilidae. Gene Ontology annotation, molecular function: microtubule binding; microtubule motor activity; ATP binding.